CUUCACUGUCCUCCUUGUCUUUCGCCACCAAUUGCAACCUUGGCGUCCUCCCGUCACGAAUCUGUUUCACGAAACUUCUACUAUACUUCUACCAUGAACUCCAAACCGUCGGCUGUGGCAUCUUUCACGAACUAUUUUCGUCCUCACCGUGGUGAGGCAGUAGUCCGGUUACGGUCGAACGCUUUCGGCUUGAUUUCCGUCUUCAUUUCUACUUGGCUUCUACCUGUGCCUUCUGUAACAUCAGCAAUGCGCAUGAUCCUUUCUGGAAGCAAUUCUCAAAACGAUUUCUUGGUUGUGACCGGGAGUGAAUGGAAUUUUAGAAAAGUUGUCUGUGUCCUAGAGCUGACAAUUGUUGCUAUGCUUGCUUACAACGUCCUCGAAGCAUUUUACGCGCUUAAAUACCCCAGAAAACCACUUGGACCUUCCGUCCUCUCCCCUGCGAAAAAGUCGAAUCCGCUGGGAGUAGUCUCCCCUGAAUCGGCAAAGAAACCAUUCCGGAUACUGUCCCCCAAUUCAACUCCAACAUCAAGAUCCAAAAUAUUCUCUCCCAGCCAAUCUCUUGCUCUCUCCCAAUCUAGAUCCUCUCAAUAUCCUCCAUCUCCUGCGAGCUCACCGUCUCGUGUCAUCCGAUACUCGAUGCCACCAAAAGGUAGCUCCACAGACGGAGGCAUCAAUGCUUCCAUCUCGUCUUCAACGUCAACGAUCCCGCCGACUCCCAGUCCUAGUGCUUCAUUAGCAUCGGCAUAUCGUGGGAAGCAUGCAUCCGGCUUCCAUGGAGGGCGACCAAUGGACGGCCUGUUCCUUAGCCAGAUGGCUUCGGGUGGAGAUGAUGACGACGACGCAGAAUGAUAUACGGUUAUGUACUUUAUGUACUGCGAUAAUUCACACCGCAUGUUUCCUUUCCGGCGAAAUGUCAGGCCAGGUGGAAGUUUCCGCCUACAGAGAAUUUUGAAGCAAUAGGAACUCGUUCGGUAUUAGGCCGGUGACAUGAGCAUAACAUAAUGCACGGCGAACAUAAUGGUAUGAAUUAUAUCAAACCUUCCGAUUAUUGGAUACGAUCUUCCCUUGAUUGCGGCCAGGGCGUAAUGGCAGCUGGUAUCGGAGCUGCACCCUUCUAAG
This is a messenger RNA of Lentinula edodes (shiitake mushroom), 1119 nucleotides long. RefSeq lists its product as uncharacterized. The transcript has 5 exons. The record is from RefSeq and is a predicted model, not a curated record. Bases 94 to 849 code for a protein of 251 amino acids. Lineage: Eukaryota; Fungi; Basidiomycota; Agaricomycetes; Agaricales; Omphalotaceae.